AAAUGUGUUUUUAUUGAAACGGAGUCAAAGGGCUGGGCGCAACCCUGUGGUUUGAAAGAUUUUCUAUUGAAGCGCCAGGCUGAUAUCUAGUUGCCAAGCAGCAUGCAUUCUUUGUUUGGCAAUUUCUGAAGGGAGAUGCCUUAAAUACAGACGCAGUGGUGAUGCAUAAGGGCAACGGGGCAUACGACAAACAUUGAAACGUCAACGGUCGUGAAGAAGGUGCUGCUAGCAAGACGAUAAAGCGGCGAAAUAUAGGCUGAAUUUACAGAGAAAACCUGUUCUAAGAGGCCAACCAUGAAGAGGAUUUUAAGUUUGAUCUUAUUCGCUGCAACAUCAAUGGCACUGGAUUUGCCUGACAAACAGAUGCAAAAGACAAAUAGCCUGCAGCUGACGGGGGAAACCAGACAAGAAUCGAGGCAGUCACCUUUUUGGCAAGCAAAUUGCUUUGAUCUGUACGACACCAAAGAAUGCAAAAAAUUGCAAGAAAAAUGGGGAUUUUGCAAAUUUGCUAAGGAAAAUCAGAUGGAAAAACUGUGCAGAAAAACGUGCGGGCUUUGUGGACCGAAAUUCGGUUGCUCGAAAACGAAGUACAAAUGCUGUCCGGAUGGAGUCACUCCAAAGACGGACGAAAAAGGAAGCAAUUGCCCAGAAUGCAAGGACAAGCACCCUGAGCUGUGCCAGAAAUACUCAAAUGACUGCAAUGAUGUUGGAUGGGCUGGUCAGUGGAUGUACAGUAACUGCAGACUCACGUGUCAGAUAUGCAAAGCACCCAAAGCCGCUUGCAAGGACGACGAACAUCAGAAAGAGUUCUGUCCAAAAUGGAAGAAAUUUGGCAUGUGUGACCUGAGUGGAUCUCUCAUGAAGAAAUAUUGUCCCGCGACAUGUGGCUUCUGCGAGAUUGGACAAACUGAAACGGAACGACUCGCACCUUCACCGCAGAAUGACCGCGGGAGUGAGAAGAAGAAAGUCUGAACUAAGAUAGAAGUUUGCUAAUAAUGUAUGACAAAUAUUAUAUAUCGUAUUUAUAACAGGGAAGUAUCUUUGUGUUCAUGUGACAGACUGGCGUUUGUCUUUCGUAGACUAAAAUUCCUAGAAACAUUUAGGAAAUAUUUUGUACAGCCAAAGAUACAAUUCAACGGCCUUUGUUCCAGCAAGACUUGAGUCUCAACUAAUUUGCAGGCAAUUUAGGGCAAGCGAUUCGUGUAAAGUUUAUACAAACAUAUAUUUGCUUUGCAAUUAAUGUUUUUGUCUUAAUCAUAGUCUUUCAUUAAGAUUAUUUUACGCUAAUAUCUUUUAAGUACAAAGCAAAUUCUUCCACGAUCAAAUAUCUACCAUAAAGUGCAUUUCAUUUUUAUGACUUUAUCUGCAAAACACUAAAACGCAUAGAAAAGCAAAAAGGAAAUAUUCAAGCUUGAGUUUUCAGUCAAAUAUAAUAGAAAUAAUAUACAAUAAAUGAAUUAUUAAAAUGCAUAUUUACAUUAACAAUAUUAAAGACACAAGUAAACAAAUAACAUAAAAUCAAGCUUGGUAUUUUCUUGACGAGGUCUGAGCAUUGUUGCAAUUUUCUUGGAAAUAUUUUUGUUGGACGCAACUUUCAUUCUGGUGUGGAUUCCUUGAAUAUUGAAUGUAUUAAAAUUUUAGAAAUUUAAACUCAGCUGUAAUCAGUCCUGGCUCUCUUUGGCUUGGGUACUCCAAGAAACCCCGGACCACCUUGCUUUGGAACUGUUGUCUUCCAUCCGCCAUUAUUGCUACCAUAGUUAUUGCUACCAUAGUUAUUGCUACCAUAGUUAUUGCUACCAUAGUUACUGUUACCAUAGUUACUGUUACCAUAGUUACUGUUACCAUAGUUACUGUUACCAUAGUUCGUUGCUUUGCGUUUUUUGCCCCUGCCGCCGUUCUUGUACCUUCAAGAGGAAAAGAGUUUAUAGCAAUGCCUUCCUUUCAGAAUUCUUGCCCACGAGCCAACUAGUCCAAAAAAGUGAUAAUUAAAUACCUUUAAGUACCUUUGAAAUUUUAGAAAGUGAGUCAAAUCUGUAGUAAUUCGGCUGAUAUAUGGCCAUUAAAAAACUAGAGCCUGCUAACGGACUGCCGUUAUUUCCAUUCGGGACAAGGAUGUUCGAACCAAGACCAAAUCAAAGUGAUAUGAAUAAGAAAUAAAGCCAGUAUUUUUGUGGCUAACCAUACCUCAGCCCCUGUUGAUAGAUAGCUGCGUAUUAAGCGACGCUGAGUUACAACGCGACGCAGUGGUUACAACGCGACGCAAUGCUUACGGAAGGACGCAUUUAUUACAAAAAGACGCAAUGCUUAUUGAAGGAUGCAGUGUUUAGAAAGUGAUGCAAUGUUUUCAACACGACGCAGUGAUUACAACGCGACACAAAGAUUACAACGCAACGCAGUGAUUACAACGCGACGCAGUGAUUUCAACGCGACGCAGUGAUUUCAACACGACGCAAUGCUUACGGAAGGACGCAUUUAUUACAAAAAGACGCAAUGCUUAUUGAAGGAUGCAGACAGGUCCUUGACUGAUAGCAGCAAACUCAUUUUUGCUGAACAAGUUUACCUGUAUAAAUAUGGUUUUAUUAUUAUUAUUUUUAUUAGUGUUUAGAAAGUGAUGCAAUUAUUUCAAGGCGAAGCAGUGAUUACAACGCGACGCAAUUCUUACAAAGCGAUGCAAUGCUGCCAGAAUGACGUAAUGAUUACAAAACGACGUAAUGAUUACAAAACGACGCAAUGCUUACAAAGCGAUACAAUGCUCACGGAAUGACGUAUUGAUUAGAAAAAGACGCAAUGCUUACAAAGCUACGCAACGUGCGUAUCACAACGUGCAUCAAGUGACACGACGCUGAGUGUACCAAGGAAUUAACCAUCGCUUCAGGGCUAUGCAGGAUAUUGCUGUUUUUAAUGGGUAGGGAGGUGUAAACUGUUUCGGCCAAUUAA
This is a messenger RNA of Rhopilema esculentum, 2937 nucleotides long. RefSeq lists its product as uncharacterized. The record is from RefSeq and is a predicted model, not a curated record. NCBI's taxonomy places the organism in Eukaryota, Metazoa, Cnidaria, Scyphozoa, Rhizostomeae, Rhizostomatidae.